Rotaria sp. Silwood2 is the source of this 822-nucleotide messenger RNA. The record is from the annotation of a GenBank genome assembly. NCBI's taxonomy places the organism in Eukaryota, Metazoa, Rotifera, Eurotatoria, Philodinida, Philodinidae.
AUGUAUUCACGAAGAAACUCAUCAAAUAUCAACAAUACACAAAAUCAAAAUCGAAAUUCUUUUAUACCUAGUGAACAACGUCGGCCUAAUUUUGAUAAAUUUGUUCGUCGUUAUGAAAUUAAUCAAACUUUUGCUAAAAAAUUACUUGCAUUAGAUGGUUAUGAAAUUGUAUUUGUUUGUGAUGAUUCAGGUUCAAUGAAUACUCCACUUGGUGAUGUUUUUGGUUAUUUGAACAAUUCACGUACUCGUUGGGAUGAACUUAAACAAACAGUUUCAAUAGUUGUUGAUCUAGCUAGUACUCUCGAUCCAAAUGGUGUUGACGUUUAUUUUCUUAAUCGAUUGUUUGCUUUUUUUUUAAUUAUUUUAUGUUUUACUCCAAUUACACGUGUUCUCCGUGAAAUUCUUCGUAAUAAACAACAUGAAAUUCAAGAACGUAAUUUACUCAUUCUUAUAGCAACUGAUGGAAUACCGACUGACGAUGACGGCUAUCAGGAUAUUGGCUCAUUGAAAAAAGUUUUACAAUAUGAACGUAAUCCAACACAUCGAAUUCCGGUAACAAUUAUUGCUUGUACAGAUGAUGAUCAAUCUAUGGAUUACUUAAAUGAUUGGGAUAAAGAAAUUCCAAAUUUAGAUGUUGUUGAUGAUUAUCGAAGUGAAAAAAGACAAAUUUUGCGAUGCCAAGGAAAUGAUUUUCCAUUUAGUUUUGGUGAUUACAUUGUAAAAAUUUUAUUGGGUGGUAUAGAUAAGUGGUUUGAUGACUUAGAUGAAAGAAAAGUUUCAUUAAAUGGUUUUGGACGAUCACAAAAUGGUGAUCGUUUUUGA